This is a messenger RNA of Clarias gariepinus (North African catfish), 2283 nucleotides long. Its product is annotated as leucine-rich repeat-containing protein 14. The transcript is spliced from 4 exons. Gene Ontology annotation, cellular component: cytoplasm. NCBI's taxonomy places the organism in Eukaryota, Metazoa, Chordata, Actinopteri, Siluriformes, Clariidae. The record is from RefSeq and is a predicted model, not a curated record. Bases 370 to 2001 code for a protein of 543 amino acids. Gene Ontology annotation, molecular function: protein binding.
GACGCGCGGUUCGUCCAAUGAGCUUCCUCAAACCUAUCCGUUUGACCAAUCCCAGCGCGGGAGGAGGCGGGACAACGAGCCCACGGCGGGCGCAUGCCGAUGGCGUCAUCACAGCGCGGCGGCGGUGUUUUGUUUAUUAGAAGGAAGCAGGAGAUACAUUGGUGUAAAUCGACCUGAGCUGUUUUUUCCCCCCCCAUGAAGUCGUGUUGCUGCUGAAGUGCCUUCAGUUUGAGCUGAUUGAGUCUUUAUUUAGGUGCUGAGUCAGCGCUGUUAGAGGAUGCUGUGUGUUGGUGGAUAUGAUCAGGAUGUACAAGGUUAUUUAUAAACAUUCAUUAAAGAUCAGGAGCUGCAGUGACACAAGGAUCAGACAUGGUCCUGACGUUGGUGCACCUAUGCGCGCGGGAGGUGGUGAGUGAUCACGGGUUAUCGUCUGCCUGGUUGAGCUGUAUGCCGCGCGAACUCUACAGGCCGCUGCUAGACGCCGCUUUCGCUCACUGUCGCCCUCUGGCUAUUGGAGAGCUGGUGCAGCGCUGGCCUGAGCGGAUCCUCAGCGUUGGGGGACGGAGGAAACGCGAUCAUGGCGCGCCUAAUCGUCUGUGUGUUCAGGCCCUGCUGCUCGCUGUGGUCAGAGGCUUGACGGAUAAAAGGUGUUGUCUGCAGGUGCUGGAUCUCUGCGGGCUGCAGUGUGAGGACAGUCGUGUGGAGGACGCAAUGGGCGGCUGGUCCCUCACCGUGGCCUUGUGCUCCACGGUGGUGCAGGCGAGAAACCACACCACUGCCUCCAGUGGGCGCAGAAGAGACGACCGAGAGAAUAUGAAAAGAGAGCGGGAUGGUGCUGUGAAAAGAGACCGAGCCGGACUGAAGAAGGAGGAAGGCGAGAAGGCGACCUGCGGGGAAAUUUCAACACCGGGAGAGGAGAAGGUAAAGGGCGUGAGGAGGAGAAUGGAGCUGCAAAGGAGGGCCGGAGCUCAGCCACAGCAGGUUACUGGCAGAGAGGAUGUUCUGGUGAACGUCAGAGCCGAUCUCUUCGUGAACGCUCGAUCCUGGGAGCGUGUCCGAGGGGCACUCAGCCUGUCCGGCCCCCUGCAGCUUCACUGCCGCUUCCUUCGUGUAGAGGAGCUUCCUGCAUCCUCCAUCGCCUCGCUGCUUGAACUUCUGUCCCAGGAGGAGCUCCUCGGUCUGGACGUGCGCUACUCGAGCCUGGGCGUGUCGGGGUUGGCGCUGCUGUUGCCCCAGUUAGCGCGGUUUCCUCGACUCGGCUCGCUCCGGCUACACUACUGCAACCUGGACGUGCUGCGUGCUCGGCCCGGCCAGCAGGAGGCGCUGCAGGACGUGUCUCGAGGGCUCGGGGAGCUGAAGAUGCUGCGCAGGCUGAGUCUCACUGCUCUGCGUCUGCCAGGACACCUGCGCCUGCUGCUCAGCUCCCUCUCUGAGCCCCUGGAGGCGCUGGAGCUUCCCUACCUCAGUCUGACCUCCGGUGACAUAGCGUACCUCUCGCGCAGCCCUCACGCAUCGUCCCUCACCGAGCUGGACCUGAGUGAGAACAGGCUAGACGAGUCGUCUCUGCACUCCCUGCGUCAUCUCCUUGCCCGGGCCGAACGCUGCCUGACGCGCCUCUCUCUGUGCGGCUGCGCGCUUUCGGACGGCCCCCUGGGGACGCUGCUUCCCGCGCUGAGUCAGUGCCACUCCCUCCGAAGUCUCCGCUUGGCGCUGAACCCGCUCUCGAGGACAGCGCUUAUGGAGUUGGCGAGGGCCGCCGCAAGCAUCGGCUCCCUGAGGCUCCUCCUCUAUCCUAGCCCCCUGGAGGAGUACGAGCCCGGGCUGCCCCCACUGCCCUCUAGUGCACAGCUCCUUGACUGGCCUCUUAGCGAAGACGCGGAGGUCAAAGAGGUCACUCUGAGGCAACUGGACGAGGUUCUGAAAACCAAAGGGCGCACACGGGACCUCUUAAUGACCUCCGACGUCCUGAAAUACAGCACCGACCUGGCAAUGGACGAUUAAACGAGAGACUAGCAGACCAGUAGAGUUCACAGCAGAAAUGGUUAAUUGGUAGCGAUAAGAAAAAGGUGCAAUGGGUUUCCUAAAGGUCCAAGGUUUUCUGUUUGGGGAAAGAUUUUUAUUUGGAUAACAACCACCAAGGUGGUGUUUCCUUCACCAAGUGUGUUUAGACACUGCCUGGCCAAAACCCCUCAAAAAAGUGACCAUUAAAUUAUUACUUUGCAUGAACCAAAUAAAACAAAUAAGGCGAUUUGAAAUUACUGGACCUGGAACCGUGCCUUUACG